AGACGACACACCCCUUUAUGCAUGAAGUUGGGCACGCCCCCAGCAUGGAAACAGCUUCUCGUCGACUCGGCACAUUGACCUGUCACAAUGCAGGAGACAACUAGGGAAAUAUCACUGGGAUGGAGUAUGUUCAUUUGGCUACAGAAAGAAAGAAAAGUUAUCAUCAUUUCAUAACUGUUUAAUUUCCAAAGACCGGAAAGGGAUUCAUACUCGACGUGUUUACGUUUAGAUUUUAUUUUGGGAUCUAGGAUGGCAAUUCCAUGGAGAAGCCGGUAACAUGUAUUAUGUGAGUUGUUUCCUAUUGAUAGAAUACUGAGACCAAAGCUUCCUCCAUAAUCACAGCAAGGGAUCAAACCCGACUGAAAUCCUUUAUACCAGAACAUAGUUGUUAUAUUUGAAUGUCACCAAUUACGCAUCGGUGUUCCGUUUGAAGGGAUAUGGAUCAUUUCGCCGCGGAGUGCCUUGUGUCUAUGUCCAGUCGGGCUGUCGUUCACCCUAAAGAGAACAGAGAGUUCAAAACAGAACCAGCCUGCUAUCCAAGGAACGAUGGAGAAGACAUGGUCAAAGACAACUCCUCUCUUUUCGUGGUGGCGAGGAUUCUAGCGGAUUUUAACCAGCAGGCACCCACGACCACUAGCGUUAUUGCCGAGCAGGCACAAAUAGCAGAAGGGUGCGUAUCGCCAGCUCCAGUCACAGAGGAUGGGAAUACAGCCACACCUAUCCUCGUCAGCCCCGCCGCCGACCUCACACAAAGAGGCAGUAAACGUGUCAGAGGUCGAUCCGAACCGGAAUCGCCUCAGAAAAAGCACAAAUGUCAUUAUUCAGGUUGUGAAAAAGUUUACGGGAAGUCGUCCCACCUCAAAGCUCACCUAAGGACACACACAGGUCAGUUCCCUUUAAAACAAUUUACAUUCAAAUACAUUAUUUACAGUGAUAUUAAACUCCCCAUUAUUUAUUUUGUUCGGUUUCACUAGUAGCCUAGUCUUGUGAAGAACUGGGUGUGAAUAGUGACCCUAAAUUGGAUGAGAGCCAACGCAUUGAUGCAAUGCACAACGUGUCACACAUACGGUCGCUCACGGUUAACUAUUCUAUUGAUCCGUUUGCACAUAAAACGCUUUUUUUUUAAAACACAUGAUCUAACUAUUCUGUUAAUAUACAAUUAACCCUGUAAACAUCCCUCUCUGAAACACUGUUAAGAGCUGCAGCGAAUGAGAGAGCUGCGUUACAUUGUAGCCUGUAUUUACUGGCCGGUGGAUAAGUUGAGCGCGUGGAGAAAACACUCAACUCAAUGACCUGCUGUAUGGCUGAUGUAGAACAGCAGGUGCAGCGUAAUGGGAUUCAUACAACCCGACUAUACCACUAUGGGCUUUGUUUCAGUUGAUAGAAAAACACAAGAAACACCGUGCACAUA
This is a messenger RNA of Oncorhynchus masou masou (cherry salmon), 1411 nucleotides long. RefSeq names its product Krueppel-like factor 13. The transcript has a single exon. Lineage: Eukaryota; Metazoa; Chordata; Actinopteri; Salmoniformes; Salmonidae. Gene Ontology annotation, molecular function: RNA polymerase II cis-regulatory region sequence-specific DNA binding; DNA-binding transcription factor activity, RNA polymerase II-specific. Bases 438 to 974 code for a protein of 178 amino acids. Gene Ontology annotation, biological process: regulation of transcription by RNA polymerase II. The record is from RefSeq and is a predicted model, not a curated record.